AUUUGGCAGUGCGGGGAAUAUGCGAAUCCACGGUGCCGAAUCACGCGCUUCUGCAGAAGUUUUGGGUCACGUCAGGCCAGGAAGGAACGCCUGAAGGUUUGUCCGUGCAGUUUAAGAUUCCAGGGCCCAGACAUGGGCUGAAGGGCACCCGGAGACCAGCAGAACGAUUCUGAGGAAAGCGACGUCCCAUUUACGGCCAGAAGGCAGGCCCAGUCCACAACCGCAGACUUCUGUUCCGCGCGCGGCGUCCUUAUAACAAACACCAGCGCCGCAGCGAGCGGCUAACUAUAGCUUAUCUGCUUGUGUUCUUCUCGUCUUUCUUUGUUCCCGAUGUGGAAUUCGGGGCGGGCUCAGCGGUCCCCAGCAGAAACUCCUGUCUCUGGGCUCCCCUGAGAUCUAAGGCGGAGGAUGUCAUCAUGGGUUAAGGGCCUGGUGUACCUCCUGAGCGCGCUGGUGUGUGUGGGCCACCUGCCCGCCCCCCUCCCCACCAUCAACACCUGCAUCUUUGACGACAUCGAACCACCAGACGUGCUGCAGAAGAGACAGACUUACGCCCACACUCAAGACGUCUUAAGGGAAGCCGGGACCCACUCCCACAUUCCAGACGUCUUACAGAGAAGCGGGACUUACUCCCAUACUGAAGACGUCUCAGAGGGGACCAGGAGGACCUCAGACAGAACCAAGAGAAACACCCAAACUUCAGACCGAGCCAGGAGAAACUCCAGGGACUUGUUCCAGCCCCUGAGAAUCACAACAUGGUUCCACAACAUCGGGUCGGAGCUGGGGCGCGCCGAGCAGGACAGCCUGCGGGCCGUGGUGCAGGAGGCGGUGGGAAGGAUCACGCGGGCACUGGCAGUUGUACCUGUCCAGGGUCCUCUGGUCCUUGGGAGGAACUUUACUGAGAUCUGCAAGUUUGCCGUCGCUGCCAACCAGCCCAACGCUGGCAAGUGCUCUGUGGCGAAAACCACUUACCGAGGAGAAAUUUGCAUUGCAGAGUUUCUGAUACCUGAUGAGCACCUGGAGGGGUUUGCUACCUGGGCUGACACAGGUGACACACCUGUACAGGUGCUGUACACAGACGGGGCAGGUGUGGCGGACACAGAUUACAUCCUGUACGUAACGGCUGCCACCACCACCAGGUGCCAGAACGAUCAUUCCAUCCUAGCGUACGCGUCGUACUGCCAGCUGGACCAGAACAACCGCCCGACCGCCGGCUACACCAACUUCUGCCCGGUACAGCUGCAGGGUCCGGGCUUCGACAGGGACAAGUUUGUCAUGACGGCCAUCCAUGAGCUGCUCCACGCUCUGGGUUUCUCCAAGCAGCUGUACGGCAAGUUCAAGGACUGCUCCUCCUCAGCUGACCCGACCUCCUGUCCCGACCGGCGUGACGUUGUGGAGACCCGGUACGGGAUGAACCGCAUCACCACGCCGACCGUGCUGAACCGCACCCAGCAACACUUCCGCUGCUCGUGGACGGACUUCGGGGGGCCUCUGGAGGACAGGCCCACGGGCCAGGGAGGACCGUCCUCACCUGCUGGCAGGUGUUAUGAGCACAGGUGUAACAGCACAGGUGUGCUGGAGGUCAGAGUUCAGGGGUCACCCUGGGUCAGAUGUCAAUUUGGCUCGUCUAUAGCGAUCCCCGGCUACAGCGGACUGUUGGAGUGCCCUCCUGCAGGGGUGCUGUGCAGAGAUGUGUACCCCCCUCCCCACACCACUGCUACAGCUACAACACAGGCUGACAACUGCCCUACAGGUAAUACACAACACAACCCUCCCACAUCACCCCCCUCAUGUGUACCCCCUCCCCACACCACCCCUUCACACGUAACCCCCUCCCCUCACCACUGCUACAGCUACAACACAGGCUGACAACUUCCCCACAGG
Branchiostoma floridae (Florida lancelet) is the source of this 1884-nucleotide messenger RNA. RefSeq names its product leishmanolysin-like peptidase 2. Gene Ontology annotation, biological process: cell adhesion; proteolysis. Gene Ontology annotation, molecular function: metalloendopeptidase activity. The record is from RefSeq and is a predicted model, not a curated record. NCBI's taxonomy places the organism in Eukaryota, Metazoa, Chordata, Leptocardii, Amphioxiformes, Branchiostomatidae. Gene Ontology annotation, cellular component: membrane; cytoplasm.